Molecule: messenger RNA, 948 nt
Organism: Episyrphus balteatus (marmalade hoverfly)
Lineage: Eukaryota; Metazoa; Arthropoda; Insecta; Diptera; Syrphidae
Product: dnaJ homolog subfamily C member 30, mitochondrial
Exons: 3
Coding region: 112-825 (237 amino acids)
Source: RefSeq, a predicted model, not a curated record
CUGUUUUUGACAACAACCUCCGUUUCACAUUUCACAAUAUGACAUAACAAACAAAUCUAUCGAGAGAAAAAAUAAAUUAUAGAAUGAAUUGUUAGUUUUAUGUAGUGUACAAUGUUUUCCCUGCGUUGUCAUCAGCUCCUUCGAUCGCUGUACCAUGCACAGCCAACCUUGACGCCAAAAGAAGUCUUUCCCAAUCCCGUUUGUCCACAUAACAAUCCAAGAGCCAUAUCAACAACUGCAAUUCUGCUUGCCGAUUAUUAUGAUGCACUUGGUAUAGCUCCUAAAUCAACGCAAAAUGAAAUCAAAGCUGCUUAUUAUAAGCUUUCCAUGAUUUAUCAUCCCGAUAAGAAUCAAGGAAGUGAAUCGGCUGCAAAAAAGUUCCGAGAAAUCACUCAGGCAUACGAAGUGCUAAGUAACUAUCGUUUAAGGAGGCUUUAUGAUAAAGGAAUAAUCCACACAGCAGGAUCCCAGUAUGCUCAAGCCGAUAAUAUUCGACCGGAUGUCGAAGACGUUGAAGAGGACGAUGCUCAAACGAAAUUCUACAAAUCACGAUUUACCAAAUCAAAGGUAGCUAACCCUCAGGGUCAAAAUCCUAUCUACGAUUUUGAUGAGUGGUCAAAAGCACACUACGGUAAGUCAAUUCAUCGCAAAAAAGCUGCUCAACAGCGUCAUGAUCGAAAAGAGGCUGAAAAAAAGGAUAACGUUGUUACUUUUCAAAAAGAAAUGGUCAUCUAUGCCCUUGUUAUAGGAACAAUUUUAGUUUUUAUUGUUGGAAACAUGGAAUCAUCGUACGACAGUCCCAGAAACAGGCGAAAUGAGAAAUAAACAACAAUUUCUAUUCGAUAGAAAGGUGCUAGCAAAUUUGUAUAGAAAUAGAUAAACUAUGUUAAAUAAAAAAUGGUUUUCAUGUGAGUUUGCAUGAAUCUUCAGAAUCUCCCACUCCUCUUA